CAAAAGCUCUAUGCUGGCCGCCGCCGCCGCCUCGUCGCGCUGUUGAUAAUACGCCGCCGCGUUUUGUACACAAGCGAAAAUAACAAAACAAAGAAACGAAACGAAACAUCCGCCACUGGACAGUGCACACACCGUAUAAUAAUAACAAUACGCGGGACGGACAAUAAUAAAAUUAUUAUCAUAAAGGUUACGCACAGCGGCCGCUAUACCUAUAAAGUGACAAUACAAUAAUAUAUAAACAUACCUAGUAAACUGUUGUCAAUCAAUUGCCGCGAUUUAUAAUAAAUAUAUAAUCAUAAUAUCGCGCAAAAGUCGGCCGUCCCUCGUACCGUGUCCGUCUCGGCCCGAAACAACGUUUUGGUACAGAUCGUCAUCGUAAAUCGUCGUCGUCGAUCGUUGCAAACAUGGACGCUGGUCCGCAAGCUUACGGCGCCGGAAAAGUCGGAGGCGAUUUCAACAUCCAAAACUUUGUCCGCAAGCCACACGUGUUCGUCAGGCUGUUGUCGUUGUUGUUUGGCUUGAUCGUGUAUUUUUGUGCAUCAUCUGGCUCAUGGACUACAGACACAAAAACCAACGAGGAAGUAUGCAUGUUCAAGCUUAAGAGUUUUGGAUGUCACAUUGGCGGCGUUGUGGGCUUUACGUCAGUGAUCGGAGCGGCUGUGUUCGUUGGCGGCGAGUAUUAUUUCGAAAACGUGCCGUCGGUAAAAAGCCGCAAACAUUACGUGCUCAUCGACCUUGGAUUCUCGAGUCUAUGGUCGUUUUGGAAUUUUUUACUUUUCAUUUAUCUAGCUGAUACAUGGGGCAAUACACCUGAUUUCCCCGACUCAAUUAGCACUGCCAAUCCAACCACUGCCAUUUAUUUUGCAUUAUUUGCUACUUUUUCUUGGGGGACUUCUGCAUAUUUCUCAUACCAGAGAUACAAUAUGGGUGUUGAUCCAGCAUUUAUAUCAUCUUUUGAAGCCGAUCAGUUUGGAGUGUACGACGAAACGCAAAAUAACAGUAACAACGAAAGUCCGUUUAAUAAACAGAUGUCGGGUGAAUAUCAAACUCAAGCUUACUAAGUACACGGUCAGUUUUUCAACGACGAUUCUGGAACAUGCCAGCAGAGCAGAUUGUGUUUUUACCACACAUACCUACUAAAUUACUUAUCGCCGAUGGUAUUACUGGUUUUAUUACUUCACAAUAACUAAACAACGUAUUUUAUUGAAUAGCAAGUUAGUUGCGAGUAGUACCAAUUUUUGAAAUCUGUAACAAAAUGAUUAAUAAUAUAUUAUGUAUUU
Messenger RNA from Diuraphis noxia (Russian wheat aphid), 1280 nucleotides. RefSeq names its product synaptogyrin (gene Syngr). The record is from RefSeq and is a predicted model, not a curated record. Gene Ontology annotation, cellular component: neuromuscular junction; synaptic vesicle membrane. Lineage: Eukaryota; Metazoa; Arthropoda; Insecta; Hemiptera; Aphididae.